GAUUGUUUGUGCGACCGAAUGGAGGUGCGAGUGCAGUGAGUGAGUGUAAUAAGCAGGGCGUGCAUAAAUGUAUAUAUGUAGAGUGAUUGUGCAUUUAAUCAAUAUUCAAUAAAAUACCGAAAAUCCGAUAACAGCAACAAUGUUAAAUACAUGAGGGUAAUAAAGAUAUUUGUAUAAACAACAAAAACUAAAUGAUCAGCAUAAAAUUAGUUGCAAAAUGAGAAUGAAAUCAAAAUUGGAAAACUAAUUUAAAAUCAUCCACCAAAAAUCUAGUCAAAAUGUGUUCAAUGAUUGUAACUGUAACAUUUGUGUGCACAUUAAUCAUCACUCCGGCAAUUGCAAAUGACAUUUGCACUGCCAACGCAUUGCCUCGGGUGCCGGCAAAUCAGCGAAAUUUACAUGAGACUUUUCAACGCACUUCGCUACUUUAUGGCUUAUCAACAAUCGGUAAUGAAUAUUUAAUUAAACAGGAAUGCCAGGAGCAACUGCAAUUAUUUCAGCUGGGUGUGCGGACGAAAAUGCCCUGGGCGGUGAAAAUGUUUGACGCCUCAGCUAGCCUUGAGCCCGGCUUUACUUUCGGUCAUAAUUUCUGGUUGGGCAACAGUGAAGUCUGCAGCGCCGUCAGCCGACAAACACACGUACAAAUUUCCACAUAUUUACGGCAUCAAAUGAAACCAGAACUUCUUACCGAAGUAGCACCUUUCAACGUCGAUUUUCGUGUCCUCUACCUGCGGCACAACUCCAGCUGGCAAGUCGAUGCAGCUGUAAUAGCGUUUGCGUCACGCCUACAUGUUGGCCUCUGUUUGCCUAGCGCUUGCACGGCUCAUGAAGUUCAACAACUCGUGCAAGCCUAUUUAUCUACAGACCUCAAUGCGGCCAAUGAGUUUUAUGAGAUGAAUUUGCAAUAUGAUUACGCCAAGGAUCUUAAACUGAAAUCAACGACGUUUCGUAGAACCUCAUUUUAUUUGACUUGCUUUUUUCUAGCUACAACAAUAGCUCUUACAGUGGCGGCGAGUUUGUUGAGAAAAUCUCAAGAUUUAUAUAAAGCAAACGCAAAUAUUAGAAAUUCUCGAAGCACAAAUGGCAAUGUUUUGGAAACGACCAACACAUCCGGCGCAACAAUAAAACCUCACAAAAGCGAGCUAGAUUUGAAUGUCACCAGCUUUAUCGCUUGCUUCGACUUUGAUGCCAAUUGGCUGCAUGUCUUCGCGCCAGCUAAGGUAGAGCACACUUUCGCCGCGUUGAAUGGCUUGCGUUUUGGCAGCGCCAUCUGCGUCACCGUCUAUCAUUAUUUAAUGUUUCUCUUCCAUGGCACCAGAAAUAAGGUGACGCUCUACAAUUAUCAGGCUUAUGUCGGAAAUGUCGAUAUAUUUGUGGAUAUAUUUUUCACAAUCAGUGGCUUUCUUCAAGCAUAUAAUCACUUUAGAAAUGUUAAGCUGCUGGCGGUUAUACGGCAAAAUAGCCUAAAACAAAACUUUAAAUUGAUGGGCCUGCAUUUAUUUCAUCGAUAUUUGAGACUAGCACCCUUAUAUUUUCUAACUAUCGGCUUAUCAGAUUUCGGCUCGAAAUUGCUUGAUGACAUAUCCGUAUUUCAUAUCGAGCAUAAAGUGUAUGAAAAUUGUGAAAAAUAUUGGUGGCGCAAUGUGCUCCUCAUACAGAAUUUCUUCGAUCACAAUGACAUGUGUGGCCUUUGGACUUGGUCGCUGGCGUGUGAUAUGCAGUUUUCCAUAUUAGCGACAGUGCUGCUUUUUCUAUAUGUGAAGCAUCCAAAACGCACAAAACUCUGCCUAGCCGCACUCACUGGCACAAGUAUUGCGUAUACCUACACUUUUGGGCUCAAAUUAAAUUUCGAUCAGACAAUCGAAGCGACUUUUACUUUCCUAACUGAAAUCUAUACACAUCCUUUUGCGCGUAUAUUGGCUUAUAUGUGCGGUGGUAUAGCUGGUUGGUACUUUGUCGUACAAAAACCCACUGAGUGGCACUUUACCAAGCAGAUACAACACUUUUUUGAUUAUUUAGUUGCGCUCAUUUUCUUCGGCUGCAUUUUCAUACCGACCAAUCACAACUUCUCCGUUUUCACUUCAACCACGAUUCUAUUGUUCGAGCGCAUCAUUUUCACCGUAACAAGCUGUAUUUUGAUUCUUUCGAAUGCGCAUGGUCGCAUGCGUUGGUUUUUCCGUUUUUUCGAAACGACUUUUUUUCAAAAAUUUAACAGAGUUGCUUACGCUAUGUUUUUGAUCAAUCCAAUAGUGGUGUUUGCACUACCUGGCUUUAGUCGAUCUAAUCUAUAUGCGAAUCCACUGUCGUUGUUUGCUGAAUUUAUCGGACUUCUGGUUAUUCUAGUUUUAUUAUCAACAUUACUUACCUUACUCUUUGAUAUACCAUAUCAAAAUUUAUCAAGACUGUUGAUUCAAUAUCAAAUGAGGAAAAAAGUGGAUUGAGAUUAAAUAAAUAUAGAAAUUUUAGUGAUAUAAAUGAUACUUUUGUUAAAAAAAAUAAAUUCCUACAAUUUUUUCUAGUACAGUUCUUGGAGUGUGAGGUCUUUCCACAGUCAAUUUGAAGAGUUAAUUUUAAACAUGGUCAGCUUAACGCACUGGAUUAAAAGCUUUGAAAGCCACAAUAAAUUUUAUAAUAUUUACGAUUUUAUACUUAUUAAGGCUUUCUGGUCAUUCUGGAUCACUAAAAAUUAAUAGAGGAGAAGGGUAAAUAGAACAAUGAGGUCUUAUAAGGUUCUUUAGUGCUUUUGUUUCGAACUUGUAAUACUGGCAUUUGCGUGCCACAACUAAGCCUCAGUCAGUCCUACACA
Ceratitis capitata (Mediterranean fruit fly) is the source of this 2806-nucleotide messenger RNA. Its product is annotated as O-acyltransferase like protein. The record is from RefSeq and is a predicted model, not a curated record. Gene Ontology annotation, molecular function: acyltransferase activity, transferring groups other than amino-acyl groups. The transcript has 6 exons. NCBI's taxonomy places the organism in Eukaryota, Metazoa, Arthropoda, Insecta, Diptera, Tephritidae. Bases 279 to 2441 code for a protein of 720 amino acids.